AUGAUUUUUUUAUUUGGAAUUGGUGUUGAAGAGAAAACUACUCUGAUAACUUUUGAAAUUGGUGGUGUAGACACAGGACUCAUUAUUGAUUCAGGUGCUACUGUUAACGUACUUGACCAAAGGUGUUGGGAGCAGCUUAAAAAGGAAAAGAUAAAGGUGGUAGACCAAAACCGGAAACCAAAGAAAAAACUGUUUGCAUAUGGAAAUGAAACGCCACUAACAGUUGUGGGAAGUUUUGUCGCAAACAUAAAAGUGAAAGAAUCGCGUGUCGAGACUACAGCAGAGUUCUUUGUAAUAAAAGAAAAGGGAAAGGCACUGCUAGGGAGGAAAACAGCCAUGGAACUGAAGGUAGUAAGAUUGGGACCUGAGUGUGAGGCUGAGCAAAUAAAUUCGGUGGAUAUUCGAAAUUUAUAUCCAAACUGUUUUGAGGGUCUUGGAAAGCUUAAAAGAUUUCCAGUUAAGACUUCCAAUAAACAAAGAUGUGAUACCAGUCGUCCAAGCGAGUCGUAG
Messenger RNA from Pecten maximus, 510 nucleotides. RefSeq lists its product as uncharacterized. Gene Ontology annotation, biological process: proteolysis. The record is from RefSeq and is a predicted model, not a curated record. The coding region runs from base 1 to 510 and encodes 169 amino acids. The transcript has a single exon. Gene Ontology annotation, molecular function: aspartic-type endopeptidase activity. NCBI's taxonomy places the organism in Eukaryota, Metazoa, Mollusca, Bivalvia, Pectinida, Pectinidae.